Messenger RNA from Anolis sagrei ordinatus, 10062 nucleotides. RefSeq names its product glutamate ionotropic receptor NMDA type subunit 2D (gene GRIN2D). Gene Ontology annotation, cellular component: plasma membrane; NMDA selective glutamate receptor complex. Gene Ontology annotation, molecular function: NMDA glutamate receptor activity. The record is from RefSeq and is a predicted model, not a curated record. Lineage: Eukaryota; Metazoa; Chordata; Lepidosauria; Squamata; Anolidae. Gene Ontology annotation, biological process: long-term synaptic potentiation; excitatory postsynaptic potential; monoatomic ion transport.
GGUUUCCAAGGAUGCUGCCUUUGCUGCUGCUGCUGCUGCUCGGAUUUAGCGCUAGUUUGAUUCCCCGCAGGAGAAAAGGCGAUUAAGGAGCGAGAGAGAGAGAGAGAGGGAGAAAAGAGCGCUAAAUAAAAUUGUAUUUGGAGGAGGAUCCAGGAGGGGAAACAACACAGAAAUAUAUAUUUUUCUCUCUCUCCUUUUCCAGACACGGGAGGGAUUUUUUUAAAAAUAUUGCGCUCCUUCUUCUUCAGUUUGCUGGGUUUCUCCUUUCCUCGGGAGUUGUCAUGAAAAGGAUUGGCAAUGGGGCCAGAUGGGGGGCUCUGCGGGCCGAAGCGAGAUUUCCUUGCCUGAUUCUGGAGACUAGGUUAAGAUGGAUCUCUGGGGAAACGUAGAGGCCCUGCGAGAUGAGCCUGCCCCCGGGCACCCCCGCUGCUAGGAUGCUCUUUGUUAUGGCUCUGGCCUGUGCCAGCCCUUUCCUGGACCUGCGGCGACGAACCAUCAACAUUCCCAUCAUUUUCAGUGGCUCCACGUACACUCCGGAGAGUGCCCGGUUCUCGCCUGAGGACUUCCGCAACUUCUCCAUGGAGAUCAACCCCAUCCCAGUGGUUCUGAAUGACACCAACCCUCGCAGCCUUAUUGUGCGGCUUUGUGAUGUCCUCUCUUCCCUGCACAUUCAUGGUGUUGUCUUUGAAGAUGAUACACGAACAGAGGCUGUGGCCCAGAUCUUGGAUUUCAUCUCAGCACAGACCUCCGUUCCUAUCAUUGGCAUCAAUGGAGGAUCAGCUAUUGUUCUUACACCCAAGGAAAAGGGAUCGACCUUCCUUCAGUUGGGUUCCUCAACCAAACAGCAGUUGCAUGUGAUGUUUGAAGUCCUAGAACAGUACGACUGGACAGCGUUUGCUGUCAUUACAACACUAUUUCCUGGUUAUGAAGAUUUUGUAGACUACAUUGAGGUGCUGACCGACAGCAGUUUCAUUGGUUGGGAGCGCCGCAGCACUGUGACCCUUAACCUCACUGAUGACCCAGAUGGGGCUCGCCUCAAACGUCAGCUCCGGGAAAUAAAUGCCCGCAUCUGCCUUCUCUACUGCUCACGUGAAGAAGCAGAAAGCAUCUUUCGUGCAGCUCGUGAAGUCAAACUUACAGGCCCAGGGUACAUCUGGUUUAUGGCAGGUGCCAACUUUGGUAGAACUGAAUACAUGCCAGAGGAGCUGCCUGAGGGUCUCUUCAUGGUGCUUUCAGCAGGAUGGAAAGAUGAUCUCUACCACAGAGUACAAAAUGGUGUGGCUAUCAUUGCCAAGGGGGCUGAGGCCCUCUUCCAAGUCUAUGGCUCAGUACCAAAAUUCAACAAUGACUGCCGGGCACCCAACCUCACCCAGUUCAACGAGAACCUGCAUAGGUACUUCAUGAAUGUUACUUGGGGUGACAAGGAUUUCUCCUUUAAUGAAGAAGGAUACCUCAUCAAUCCGUCCUUGGCUGUGAUCUCCCUCAGCAAAGACCGUACCUGGGAGGUGGUGGGAAGGUGGGAGCGUAGAAUCCUCAGCAUGUCACGGUUCAGGAAAUUCCUACAGCCUGUGGAUGACAACAAGCACCUCAUGGUGGCAACACUUGAAGAAAGGCCCUUUGUCAUUGUGGAUGACAUAGACCCUGCCACAAAGACCUGCAUCCGGGACUCGGUGCCCUGCCGCCAUCCUGUCAACCGCACCAACAGCAAUCACCUGGAAAAGAGAUGCUGCAAAGGGUUUUGCAUCGACAUCCUGAAGCGCUUGGCAAAGACUCUGGGUUUCACCUAUGAUCUCUAUCUUGUCACCAAUGGCAAACAUGGCAAAAAAGUCAAUGGCAUGUGGAACGGCAUGAUUGGAGAGGUAUAUUACAAGCGAGCUGACAUGGCAAUUGGAUCCUUGACUAUCAAUGCAGAGAGAGCUGAAGUGAUAGAUUUCUCUGUGCCCUUUGUCGAGACGGGCAUCAGCGUUAUGGUGUCCCGUAGCAAUGGAACUGUUUCACCAUCUGCCUUUCUAGAACCCUACAGCCCUGCUGUCUGGGUGAUGAUGUUUGUCAUGUGCCUGACUGUUGUUGCAGUGACCGUCUUCAUCUUUGAAUAUUUCAGCCCAGUAGGUUACAACCGCAGCCUCAGCGCCAGUAAACGCACUGGAGGCUCCAAGUUCACCAUUGGGAAGUCAAUCUGGCUGCUCUGGGCUUUGGUGUUUAACAACUCUGUGCCUGUUGAGAACCCCAAAGGCACCACCAGCAAGAUCAUGGUGCUGAUCUGGGCCUUCUUUGCCGUCAUCUUCCUCGCCAGCUACACAGCCAACUUGGCCGCCUUUAUGAUCCAGGAGGAAUACGUCGACACUGUGUCUGGGCUCAGUGACCAAAAGUUCCAGAGACCGCAGCAUCACUAUCCGCCUCUGAGAUUUGGUACUGUUCCCAAUGGGAGCACUGAGAAAAACAUUCGGAAUAACUAUGGGGAGAUGCAUGAAUAUAUGGGAAAGUAUAACCAGCGCAGUGUGGAAGAUGCACUCCACAACCUGCAGACAGGGAAGCUGGAUGCCUUCAUUUAUGAUGCAGCUGUCCUCAACUACAUGGCCCGCAAAGAAGAAGGCUGCAAACUUGUCACCAUAGGAAGUGGCAAAGUCUUUGCUACCACAGGGUACGGCAUUGCGUUGCAGAAGGGAUCCAAAUGGAAACGGCCCAUUGACCUGGCCUUGCUCCAGUUUCUAAGUGACGAUGAGAUUGAGCUGCUGGAGCGCUUGUGGCUGUCGGGGAUUUGUCACAAUGACAAAAUUGAGGUGAUGAGCAGCAAGCUGGACAUAGACAACAUGGCUGGAGUCUUCUACAUGCUCCUGGUGGCCAUGGGGCUGAGUCUGCUGGUCUUUGCCUGGGAACACCUCAUCUACUGGAAACUGCGGCACUGUAUGAGACACACUGGGCGGCUGGACUUCCUGCUUGCCUUCAGCAGGGGUAUGUACAGUUGCUGCAGCAGUGAAGACCCAAAAGGUCCAGACCAGCAGCAGUUGCCCAUCCUCAACCACACGUAUGGGCCUUCACGAGGGGCAGCCCCAGCCUUGCCCAGUCCCCCUGGCCCUCCACUUCCUUGCUCCAGCUUCCUGCCCCGUGAACGGCGCAUUGUAGAGCGGUGGCGCCAUGCCCGGAGCCCCAAUUGCUACAAGGAUCUCUUCCCUCCGACACCUGCAGAGCUCCCCACAGCUAAGCCUCCACGCCACAGCCUCAAGAGUCCUUUCUCUGAUGGCUUCCACCGGUUCUAUGGCCCCAUUGAACCUGAGGGGCUCUCCGAUCAUGUGAGUGGCAAAAAGAUGGCACCCUGUCAGCUUUCUCCACCACCUCCUUCCCGUGGGCUGGAAAAUCCUCCUUCCUAUUUUGCCAUUGUUCGUGAAAAAGAGUCUCCUGACAUGCCACCAGCAGCAUCGGGCUGGCAGCGUAAAUCCCUCCGAGGCUUGUAUGAAAGUUUCCAGGCUGGGAAAGGGGCUGGUCGGGCCCCAGAAGUGAAAAAGUAUGAUGGCCCCUCCAGUAGCUAUUCCACCAAAAGCCCUUGCGACUUGGAAAGGGGCAGUAGCCGGCCUUUUGGGAAAGAACGGAAUCGAUAUGGCUACACCCGACUGUCUUACGAAGAUGAACGCUCCCCACCUGUUCCCCGUUAUCGGCACACUGAAGAAACAUCUCUGCCACGAACUGAGCCAGAAACCAAAUGCCCAACAUCGAGCCGAGAAAGGAGUUCCCGGGCUCAUAUUUGCCGCAGUCAUUCCCACCCCCUUGCCGUUGGUGCCAGUUUGCGCAGCCAAAGUCAUUACGUGGACUUUUCGGAUUCUGAUUCUGAUAUUUGUGAGAGGGACAGUGAUGGCCAUAGCUGCUGGUACCAGUCGCCGGAUUAUUUCUGCACGUACCCAUCCCGAGAGAGGCAGUUGUUCGCCACCCACAAGCCUCUGCACUACUGGUCAGCUGACAAGCUGGCAAAAUGCCAUGGAUGCCACGGUCCCUGCCAGCACUGCCUGAGCUUGGAAAUGCUCCCACCGCCUACCCCACCGUGCCGCAAGGAGGCCUUGCACUACUUGAGCUGUUCUGAGGAGCGUCUGGAACGCCGGCUGGACUGGGAGCACCGCCACUGCAGCCUGUAUGGCUGCAUGGCUUCUCGGCACCGCCACGGCUUCCACCGCCGUUGCCACCAUCAUUCCUGCGAUCUGGGGCCAGCGGGUGGAGUCCUUCACCCCACCUCCCGCAGCCUGGAGGACCUCAGUUCCUGCCAUAUGAUGCGCUGCGGGACCUCCCAUCGACACCAGGGUGGCUUCUCGCCAGAGUGGCUGCCACGCCGGGUGAGCCGGAGCGGAGAGCUUUUUGCUCGACGUGGCUCAGCCCAUUUCUCCAGCCUGGAGUCAGAGGUAUGACCAGCGACAGGUGGGGUGGGAGUAGGGUGGGGGGUGGGGAAAGACACUUUGGAUGAGACCACAGGAAAAAAAAGAUGUUGGCUGAGCCGUAGUUGAGCCCAUCAAGCGGGGACAGAGAUGGUGGCAAUGGCACUGUGGCCCAACCCAUGGAAUGAAGGUAGUCCCAUGAAGAUGACUGCAGAGAGGGGGAAGCAGAAAAGUGCCAGAAAUGAACCCACCAAGACAAAGGGCAUGCAACCUGGAUGCCACCAGGAAGAUUUGGCUUAGCGCCACUUCUCCCUGCCACAGAGAAGGGGAAUUGUUCAACCAAAAGAGUAUCACAGAUAAACACCACAGUGGGGACUGAAACUACCAAUAAUCCCAUCAAAAACAGAAGUGGGGAGUGGAGAUGACCUCUCAGAGAAGGGGAACAACUCCCUGCUUCUGCUACCCCAAGUGCCACCAGAAUAGCUCCCUGUGACAAAUCUCCCGGUCUCUUCCACCAGCCAAUUUAGGGCAGGGGGUAAGAGGGGGAGCUGUUCCCGCCUGUGUUUCCAUAACAGACCUUUUAUAUCCAGAACAAGGGCUUUCCUGCCACCCUGUGGCAUCUUGAUGGGGUGGGUUCCCGUGGCCAGUAGUAACUGGCAACUGUAACAGCAGGGCUGUUUCCCUCUGAACAAGACCCAAGAGAAGGCCACAGAAACAAACCAGUUGUGGACAUGGAGGGGGUCUGUGUUUCCACACAGGCUGGUGCAGGGGAAAUGUUCCACCGGUCAGGCUCCAGGGAAGAGACGGGAAGGGCUUCGAUGGCAACCACCACACAACUGUCUGGACUUCUGGGCGGGAGGGAUGUUAGGAGACAAAACUGUGACUUUGUUCUACAGAAAACUGUGAUAAUUUUUUCCUGCACAUUUUCCGCUUCCUCUUUUCCCUUCUCGCUUUCUUUGCUCUUCUCACCUGUAUUUCUUCUUUCUCCAACUCCACUUCCCGCUUUCAGUCUUGCUAUCAUGCACUCGCCAACAAUUAUAGAGAUAGCAACACAUUCAAACACACACCACCAAUACCCCAAUGCAAACUCACAUGCUUGGGUGCUGUGCUGGGCAAAAAUAACAAAAUAACAGGCUCCCAGACUCACAUAGAAAAGUAAGCUCAAAUCCCAAAAGGGUUUGUUCUCACAAAUCUCAUAAACAGUACACUGGCAUUCUCAGUGUUAUACGACAGUUUUUGUGGAAAAUGACAGAAAACAUUAUUAUAGGACUUUUCUGUAGAUUGAAAGGGCACUUGCAUUUCAAACCAAACAAAUGCCUAUAGGAAAAACGAAACCUCAUGCAAUAGAGAGGAAAUGCUGCAUUCAAUCAUUACUAAAAUCACCAUAUACUGUCUUAAAGCUGGUCACACCAAGCUGCAUUGGGCAAACUGUGGAAGUGGGCAUGGGGGAAAUACAGGUAUUUUCUGUAUGAAGUAAGGGGUGAGAAUUAGGAUGGAAUCUUGUAUCUUCCUUGUGGGAAUAAUGCACCUGAUGCACAUCUUGCACAUCUUCCCACAGAAAAAAAAUCCUUAAGUUCCUUCUUCGUGUAAGAUCCCAGAAGCACGAAAAUCGCCUCCUCCAAGUCCAGUAUAUCCUCAGGACUGGAAUUUGGCAGUUUUGUAGAGAACACAUGUGUAUGUAUAAGAAAUUCAAUGUACUUGAUAAAAUUAAGGUGCUCCUAAGUGGAGAGCUCCUAGUGCUACCAAUCAAAAGACAUUGUGCGGUUAAUAAUCUCUUUGUCUUUGAAUCAUAAGUUGAGUUGCCUUUGUUGUUAGAGUUGUAAGAAAAAAAUAGAAGACAUCACGGAAAAACAUGGGAGAGUUUCAAGUGCAAGUUAGUGAAGUUUGUAACACACCCUCCCCCCAAAAAUUAAGUGUUGGAGCCCAAAUGAUUGUACAAUAAAAGCCUUUGUCUGGAAGCAUUCUAACACUGCAGCUGGUUUCAAGGGAAAUGUUUGCUCACCAGGCUGGUGACCAAUCAUGUAACUCAUUGCAACAGGAUAUGUUUACCAUCCAUGAUUGAAUUGGCUAGAGUUCUUUUGGAAAGAACAAUUUGCCAAAACUACAUAGCAAUAUAAAAGGCUAAUAGAUAAACUGGAGUGAUGCUUGGCAUGGUUCUGAACCUAAAAGAACAGGAAUUCAAGAGUCACUAAAGGGAACUGAAUAUUUUAGGCUGUUAUGCUGUUUUGAGAGCCAGCGUGGUGUAGCUGUGUGAGGGUUGGAUGAAGACUCUGGAGAGCAUGUUUUGAAUCUCUGCUCAGCCAUGGAAACCCAGUAGGUGAACUUAGGCAAGUUGCACUCUCUUGGCCUCAGACUUAAAACCCCAUUGAACAAAUCAUGCCAAGGAAACCCAAUGAUAGGUUCACUGUAGGAUCACAAUAAGUUGGAAACCACUUGAAGGUACACAAGAACAACAACAGUGAUAUUAUUUGUAUUUUAUGAUGUUAGAUACUUUUUCUAAAGCAGGAAUGGGUAACAUAAAUCUCCUUGUCAGCAUUACAAUCAAGAUUGGGAGCAGUCCUUGUGGAAUGAGAUAGGGAUGACUUUAAGUGUGGGAUGGACCAAUCCAUACUGGUUUUCUCCCAGUGUGCUGAGAUCAGAAAUAACCACCACAAGGAGAGGAAGGCUUGAGCAAGAUUGUGGGAGAAAUGGGUAGGAUCCUACUCCCACCUAGUCAUGCUUCAACAUUAAUUCUCUCUUGUGUAUAUGGAAAUUUGGCAUGACCCACAUUUUAACACAUGGAACAUGAAGUGCUCCUAUCAAUUUUGCCUAUUAUCUGAGGGUGUUGGGUUUUUUUUCUUCCACAAGCCUACAACAUGGGGAUUGCGGAGAAACUAAAGAAAUUAACAAGAGGGAUGAUUGCUGUAGCCAAAGAUAGGCUAUUCCAUAUAUUAGCCGCAAUUCCAAGUAAGUGCAGCAUUUGAUAGAAGGGACAGAUUUCCACAUCUCAGGUUUCUGGCUCUUAUUGCUGAAAAGAUGGUUUAGGAGUAUGUGGAGGGAGGGAGCCCUAAACGAAGUCUCCCCUACUGGGUGCGUCCAUGUUGGUGGUGGUCUAGCUGUGGGGUUUACUUAGCAGCACCAGUGGGUAACUACAAGUCAUCAUUUUAAAUUUUCUAUCUUGUCUCUGAUGUGCCAUAAUUCCAAGGCACAGGGCCAUUUUUACCAUUUUAAUUUAUAUCAAUGACUGAGAGAUUUAAAAUGAAGCUUGCAGACUUCGGAACAUGGUGUGAGGGGCCCAGGGCAGGCCCCUCAGUGAUUGUGAAUUCUUAUCAGGUCCUGAAGCUUCUCAAACUCUAUGGGAUUUCCAUAGGCUAGAGGCCAGGGCUUAAAUGCUUCAGUGAAUCUCCAGAUCUGCUGUGUAAAAAGCGGAAACACAAUAAGGCAAAAAGAAAAAAGCAAAGUGUCAGCUAGCAUCUUCAAUCUGUGAAAAUCCCACAGAGUACCAAUUGAAGCUUUCCUCAGUGCAGAGAAGGGGCAAACUUUGUGCACAGGUUUUCAGUUUAUUAAUGAAGACACGCAGGCUCAGAACCAACUUUGAGCUAAACAGGCUACGGGUCUGACCCAGUAUAAAGCUGCUUCCCGCUUCUGCAUCCUUCCAGAACCAAGGAAGGCUCGCUUGCUCGGCAAGGCCUCGUUUGAAGUGCUGUGUUCAGUUUUGAGCACCUCCGUGCGAGCAGGAUGUUGACAAAUUGAAAAGGAUUCAGAAGAGAGCGGCAAGGAUGAUCAAAGGUCUGGAAGGCAAUUCCUACGUGGAGAUGCUUGAAGGAACUGGGUCUGUUUAGCCUCGAGAAAAAUAAGAUGAAGCAGUGGGUGGGGGGGGGGGGGAGAUGUCGGCAGAUUUCAAAUAUUUUAAAAGGUGUCAGGAAGAAGAGAGAGCAGCAGCAGAUGGAGAGAGGACAAAAAUUACUGAACUUGAAGCAGAGGAAGGUGUCAGGGUGCCAUAGUCAUUAGAUGUGACCGCAUUCCUGUUCGUUGUCGGAUAUGACUGGAUUGUGAAGAGAUUAAGGGAGCAACAGUGGUUUGGCAAUAUCUGGUCAGAAAGGGUACAAAGCGACUGUGGUUGAAGUUAAAUCAGUCCCCCACUUUCUCUGAGGUGCUAGCAUUCUUGCAAACAAGUGGAGUUCUGAGAAGGAACAGUCUAAUGUAAGGGCCAGAGAGUUUUUAGAAACCCAGCUGGUACUGAAGACCCCCUACUCAAGCAUUCAGCCAUAGAACCAACAGGGAGGGGGCACUCUCAAGUGCCUACUUUCAGCUGAGAUUUUAGGGAGAAUUUAGCAAUGUUCCUUUGUUGCACUGCAGCUCCCACAUUCACCUCGCCGGUGGAUUCUGAGUGUUGCAGUUGGAAAAAUGAAAUAUUUCUCCAAGGUAAAACUUUAGGCAUACAGGGAUGUCCUGUCUCAGGGCUGGGUCUGGAUCAGAGGGCUGACAAAGCCCCUCCCAACCCUUAAAAGUUCUCCAAUACAGGGGCAGGAAGAGCAGCAUAUGUCCUGGUGCCAAAGUGUGCCAUUGCUCCCAAACCAGUGCACACACUGCCAAUAGUGAAUCCAGAAGGGAAAAAAACAUCCAUCGCCUGCCAUCACACACAGCCACAGUCAAGCACAAAGGCAUACAAGCACAUACCAAACUAUCAUGCCAGCAAGUAGGGUAAUGAACCUCCGCAAAUAAAAUUCACUGUCACGCAAGAUGUUGUGCAUUAAGGUGCAGCUUAAUGCAGCAUGCACAGCAAGAAAAAAGGAACACUAAUUUUCAAAAAAAUAUUGCAAGCACAUGGUCUCCAUUACAGAUGCCAGGAGACAAGACUGCUGUCACACAUGCUUGCAGAAUCUCAAAGGAACUCAAAACUCACACAUCUACCAGUCCCAUUAGCAGGCAUAUUUCAAAGAGCCGUGUUAAGGCUGCAGCAUUAUUGAUGUUGUUCCUGCACAGAGAGAUGUGUACGCUGUCAUCUGUGAAAUGUGGCAAAAGCGCUCCUACUGUUGCAAGCCCAGUGGGUCUGGAAAAUGUGUCACAUAUAUGUGGAAUCUGUGGCCUGGCCUUCACAGCAGAAAAGGGUGCUGUGGCACCCAAGAGUGGAACACAUUUGUUGAGACACAAAAUUCUGCAGGCAACGUCCUUAGUAUUUCAUGAAAUGCCUAAGGUCCACUGAGAGAGAUAUAAAACCAUAGGCAAUUACAGCAUACAUGAAAAGAUGCCGCAGAAUUAUAUGAACACACAAGGGGCGCAGAUCAGGUCCUCAAAGACAUGAACAUAAAGAUGCAAUCAUACAUGCAGACUGAAGUUCACAUGCAGGCUCCCUCAUGUGAACCCACUACCAAAACCACGAGCUCAGUCCCACUCCCAGUUCUGCUUUGAUUCUCUUUCUCUCUUUCUCCCUCUCUCUUUCCCUGUGUCUCUUUGUCCCUUUUCCUAUUCUGGGGAGGGGGCAAUUUAGUAAUAACUUUAGAAAUGCUGUUUUAGGGAGCGGGGUUGGUGGGUGGGAGCCGUCUUUCUUGGAGUGGGUGGGCUUUCGCUGGGGCGGGGUGGGUAAGUGGGGAUAUGGGGCAGCGCCCCACACUGGAACGGGGCAGGGUUUGGGUGGGGCAGGGACCCAGGCAUCCGCAGAGGGGGUGGGACUGGGUUUUCGAUACUAUUUUAGGGCGUUCAUAAGAAAUAAAGGCUUUUUUAA